This is a messenger RNA of Polyodon spathula (Mississippi paddlefish), 1852 nucleotides long. RefSeq names its product transmembrane protein 91 (gene tmem91). Gene Ontology annotation, cellular component: intracellular membrane-bounded organelle; membrane. The transcript has 3 exons. Bases 141 to 842 code for a protein of 233 amino acids. Lineage: Eukaryota; Metazoa; Chordata; Actinopteri; Acipenseriformes; Polyodontidae. The record is from RefSeq and is a predicted model, not a curated record.
ACCUGGCUUCCCCUUUAACACUUGAAACUGUCUGUGUUCUAAUAUGACUUUAAAAACUUAAAGCAUUUUUAAAAGUAAAUGUAGAAUUAUUAUUAUUAUUAUUAUUAUUAUUAUUAUUAUUAUUAUUAUUAUUAUUACGCAUGGAAAACCUGGACGAACCGCAGCACCCUUUGCUGGGGGGCAGGCAGAACUGCAAUGGCACUGCACCCAGCGCCGGCCCAGGCAACCUGUUUAAAGCAAUGAGGCGCGACACAGCGCUGCCCCCGGUGGGCUGGCCAGGCUAUGACCCCCCGAGGGAGCUGCCCUCACAGCAGCCGCUGCACCCAGGGUCUCUCCCGCGCACUCUUGAACCCUCCUUCUACCCCCCCACCCCGAUCUGGGGCCCCCAGGACCCCCUGGGACCCCACAAGAAGGAAUAUCUGGAGACAGCCUUCGUGGAGUUGGGCCCCGGUUCAAACGGGGACAGGAAGCGGAUGGAGGAGGGGAGGGAGAGUCAGGACUACAGGACAGAGGAUGAGGAUGACCUGCUCAGCGAUUACGAGGACUCCUCGAGCGACUUCAGCGACACGGACAGCGAGGGGAACUUCUCCAUCCUCCUCCCUCGGGACUACCUGGGACUCACCUUCUUCUCCAUGCUGUGCUGCUUCUGGCCGCUAGGGAUCGCUGCUUUCUACCUGUCGCAGAAGACUAACCGCGCCGCUGUCCUGGGCGAUCUCCCUGGUGCCCGCUCUGCGUCUCGCCAGGCUCUGUGGUUGGCUGUGCUGUCCAUCGUGUUUGGGGUCGUCACUUAUCUCUGCGCUGUCGCCGUGCUCGUCUCCUACCUGUCGGGCAAGCCGCCCUAGAGAGAGGGGGGGGGGCGGGCUGUGUACCAGACUUCCAGACAGCGUUCAUCCCCACUCCCCUCAUCCAACUGCCUGUUCCUUGCCCUUCUCCCCCCCCCUCUUCUCCCCCUCAUCCUUUCCUCCUCUCCUUCCUCUCCCACUUCUUUCCCUUUCCUCUCCCUCCAUCAGGAUUUUCAGUAAUCUCCUUGUGUUUCUGGAUUGCUCUGCUCCGCUUCGAGUCAGAUCACACCAGUACUGGACAAUGGUUUAUCACACUGGGAACCAGUACAGGACAAUGGUUUACCACACUGGAACCAGUUCCGGACAAGAGAGCCUGAGAGAGAGCCUGGGACACAGAGAGAGCCUGACAAACACACAAGCCAAGAGAGACAGCCCGACAGACAGAGAGAGACCCUGACAAAGAGAGAGCCGAGAGACAGACAGACUGAGAGAGAGCCUGAUAGACAGGGUCGGUGCUUAGGGGCGCACACUGAGAACCCCCACCCAAAAAAAAAAUAAAAUACUGCAAGCUGAUCCUGCUGAGCCUGGGACUUGGGGUCCAGACCCAUAAACGAUGCUGCACGGUCCAGCAUGCAGUGUGGAGGGGCUGGGAUACCCAGGGUUCAGUGCAGAUCAGCUCCACAGCGAGGAGCAGGCAAGUCAGGGGACUGUCCAGCCUGAGAGCUUCCAGAUCACUGCACACGGAGACAGCAGUCAACCACUGCCAAAGUCUGCAUGCCAGAAUAUAAAUCACGAUACAACAACGAGAGAGAGAGAGACACGGCGCUCCUACAAUCUGUUUAGACAAUUUUCUGUUUCAAUUGUCACAUACUGGAGACUUAAAAGCAAACCCUGUGACCUCAAUAAAGACCUUAGACUGUCUCCAAGUACAGCAAGAACACUGGUGUAUCUGUUAACCGGUCCCCUCUCUGUAAAACUUUGCUGCCACCUGGUGGACAUAAGAAACACUUUUUUUUUUUUUUUUUUUAUUUAGUAAAUCGCCAAUUAUUUUAUUUUCUCCCCAAUUUGGC